Dipodomys ordii (Ord's kangaroo rat) is the source of this 3500-nucleotide messenger RNA. It is a transcript of the gene Bmal1, whose product is annotated as aryl hydrocarbon receptor nuclear translocator-like. The coding region runs from base 339 to 2144 and encodes 601 amino acids. Gene Ontology annotation, molecular function: protein dimerization activity; RNA polymerase II cis-regulatory region sequence-specific DNA binding; DNA-binding transcription factor activity, RNA polymerase II-specific. Gene Ontology annotation, cellular component: transcription regulator complex; nucleus; cytoplasm. The record is from RefSeq and is a predicted model, not a curated record. The transcript has 19 exons. Gene Ontology annotation, biological process: circadian rhythm; regulation of transcription by RNA polymerase II. NCBI's taxonomy places the organism in Eukaryota, Metazoa, Chordata, Mammalia, Rodentia, Heteromyidae.
GAUAUUGCUGGCACAAGUACAUGCUUUUGGACUCAGCUGUAACUUUUCAGAUGUGGAACUCCAAGCCUUCAUUGGUUUUUAGAAGAAGUUGACUGCCUGGAAGGAAAUUAUAAAACAUGAAAAUUGCCUUGAGGUGACCAACAAAUCCAUCAGUCCAUUGCUCCUCUCACGCAAGGAUCUGAGGUUUAAGAACUACAACUUCAGAUGAGGGAAUUUGGGCCCAGAGGGAGGGAGUGACAGCUCCAGGCACAUCCCCUGGAGCUCACAGCCCUUGGCUGCCCACAGGGCACAUCCUCUUCAACUGAGUUUGGAGUUGGAGUCCCUUGCAAGAACUUCCAAUGGCGGACCAGAGAAUGGACAUUUCUUCAACGAUCAGUGACUUUAUGUCCCCGGGCUCUGCCGACCUGCUCUCCGGUUCUCUGGGCACCAGCAGUGUGGAUUGCAAUCGCAAGCGGAAAGGCAGUGCCACCGACUACCAAGAAAGCAUGGACACAGACAAAGAUGACCCUCAUGGCAGGUUAGAAUACACAGAACACCAAGGAAGGAUAAAAAAUGCAAGAGAAGCUCACAGUCAGAUUGAGAAGCGGCGUCGGGAUAAGAUGAACAGUUUUAUUGAUGAGUUGGCUUCUCUGGUACCAACGUGCAAUGCAAUGUCCAGGAAAUUAGAUAAACUGACUGUGUUGAGGAUGGCUGUUCAACACAUGAAAACAUUAAGAGGUGCCACCAAUCCAUAUACAGAAGCAAACUACAAACCAACUUUUCUGUCAGAUGAUGAACUGAAACACCUCAUUCUCAGGGCAGCAGAUGGAUUUUUGUUUGUCGUAGGAUGUGAUCGAGGGAAGAUACUCUUUGUCUCAGAGUCCGUCUUCAAGAUCCUCAACUAUAGCCAGAAUGAUCUGAUUGGCCAGAGUCUGUUUGACUACCUGCAUCCUAAAGAUAUCGCCAAAGUGAAGGAGCAGCUCUCUUCCUCCGACACCGCACCAAGGGAGAGGCUCAUAGAUGCAAAAACUGGACUUCCAGUUAAAACAGAUAUAACCCCUGGGCCAUCUCGAUUAUGCUCUGGAGCUCGCCGUUCUUUCUUCUGUAGGAUGAAGUGUAACAGGCCUUCAGUAAAGGUUGAAGACAAGGACUUCCCCUCCACCUGCUCAAAGAAAAAAGCGGAUCGAAAAAGCUUCUGCACCAUUCAUAGCACAGGCUAUUUGAAAAGCUGGCCACCCACAAAGAUGGGCCUUGAUGAAGACAAUGAGCCAGACAAUGAGGGAUGUAACCUCAGCUGUCUUGUAGCAAUUGGAAGACUACAUUCUCAUGUGGUUCCACAGCCGGUGAAUGGGGAAAUCAGGGUGAAGUCUAUGGAAUAUGUAUCUCGGCACGCAAUAGAUGGGAAGUUUGUUUUUGUAGACCAAAGGGCGACAGCUAUUUUGGCGUAUCUACCACAAGAACUUCUAGGCACAUCCUGUUAUGAAUAUUUUCAUCAAGAUGACAUAGGACAUCUUGCAGAAUGUCAUAGGCAAGUUUUACAGACAAGAGAAAAAAUUACCACUAAUUGCUACAAGUUUAAAAUCAAAGAUGGUUCUUUUAUCACACUACGGAGUCGAUGGUUCAGUUUCAUGAACCCUUGGACCAAGGAAGUAGAAUAUAUUGUCUCAACCAACACUGUUGUUUUAGCCAACGUCCUGGAAGGCAGGGACCCAACCUUCCCGCAGCUCACAGCGUCCCCCCACAGCAUGGACAGCAUGCUGCCCUCUGGAGAAGGUGGCCCGAAAAGAACCCAUCCCACUGUUCCAGGAAUUCCAGGGGGAACCAGAGCUGGAGCAGGAAAAAUAGGUCGAAUGAUUGCUGAGGAAAUCAUGGAAAUCCACAGGAUAAGGGGGUCAUCACCUUCUAGCUGUGGCUCCAGCCCACUGAACAUCACAAGCACGCCUCCCCCUGAUGCCUCCUCUCCAGGAGGCAAGAAGGGUCUAAAAAUCUUUCUCUCUUCCACAGGUGAGAACCCCCAUAUAGGCAUAGACAUGAUAGACAAUGACCAAGGAUCAAGUAGUCCCAGUAAUGACGAAGCAGCAAUGGCCGUUAUCAUGAGCCUCUUGGAAGCAGACGCUGGGCUGGGUGGUCCUGUUGACUUUAGUGACUUGCCAUGGCCGCUGUAAACACUACAUGUUGCUUUGGCAACAGCUACAGUAUCAAAGUGCAUUACUGGUGGAGUUUUACAGUCUGUGAAGCUUACUGGAUAGGGAGAGAACAGCUUUUAUGUACUGAUUUCAUAAAAGCCAUCUCAGAGCCAUUGAUACAAGUCAGUCUAUGUGUAACUUCAGACAAAGUGGAACUAAGCCUGCUCCAGUGUUUCCUCAUCAUUGAUUUUGGGCUAGCUGUCAAUAGCUUGCAUUACUUGUAUAUUUUGGAUUCUGUUUGUGUUGAAUUUUUUAAUCAUUGUGCACAGAAGCAUCAUUGGUAGCUUUUAUAUGCAAAAUGGUCAUUUCAGAUGUAUGGUGUUUUUACACUACAAAGAGGUCCUCCAUGUGGAUAUUUCUUAUACUAAUUGUAUCAUAAAGCCGUUUAUUCUUCCUUGUAAGAAUCCUUUACUAUAAAUAUGGGUUAAAGUAUAAUGUAUUAGACAGUUAAAUAUUUUUAAUAAAUGUUUCCCUUGUUCUAUAAAUAUUAUUCCCAUUUCAGUUUUUUAAAAAUAUCUAUAUGCUGCAGGGCUGGACCAUCAGUUCCAACAGUGGGUAUUUAUGGAUCAUCCAUGCUAGUUACAUUUGCAAUGCUUUUACAGUACUUGGGAUUGAAUUUAGGGCCUUAAGCACUCUAUAUCUGAGCCACAACUCAGCUCUGCGAUGCCUUCUUGAUCUUCAUAACAACUCUGGAGCUUACAUAAUUUCCUUAUCCUACCAUCUUAAUUUAAGUUCAAGGGCUUCAAGGGCUAAGUGACCUCAGAUACAAUGCACCUCAGUAUUUCUGUUUUUCUUGUAUUAGACUACAGAAUAUUUAAAAUAACAUGCUAAGCAGAGCAGAACAGUAUACUAGAAAAGGCAAUGAACUGGUAUAAGAGGUUGCCUCUGCAGCAAAAUUACUACACACUACGGUAAAGUGACUUCAUCUUCCUUAUAAAGUUGGAAUAGAAAAAUGUUUUCUUUUAACCUCUGAUAUUUAGAGUAUAUUUUAUAACUAGUAGGAAAUUUAAGUAGUGCCUCACCACAAAUAUACCAAAUAAGAGCUCUCUAGUUAUAUUUAUACCAACAAGAUAGUCUAUUAAUCAUGAAACUACAUCUAAUCAGGGGGAUUAUGAAGCUGGUCAGAAACAUGAAAACAAUGGAAUUUUAUUUUGAUGAAAAACUUGAGUUUACAAUCAUUUAGUAAAUGAAGAGCAAACACUUCAUUUUCCUAUCCCAUAACUCUUUAAGAAAAAGCAUUAGUAAAUAAAUAUCUGUGAACAGAUUAAGGGUAAGGCAGACUGGAUAAUAAACCACCUCUGAUGUUCACUCCCUGCACUUGACUCACUUGAACUG